Messenger RNA from Oppiella nova, 731 nucleotides. The record is from the annotation of a GenBank genome assembly. NCBI's taxonomy places the organism in Eukaryota, Metazoa, Arthropoda, Arachnida, Sarcoptiformes, Oppiidae.
CCCUGCAUAGUAAAUACGAAAUAUUAAAAACUUACUCGAUCACUUUCUGAAUUUCAUAACCAGGGAGCUGGGCGGGCACCACCGAGGCCAACACAUACCCACUGGCCAUGGUGCCUCGUUGACUGAUAUCAAAGCAUCCAUGACAAUAUGGGGCGACCAAAUUGACAAAGCUCAAAUGAGCAAGCUAUUGAUCUCACUCCCAUUUUAUGGACACACCUGGAAACUCGCUGACCCUACUGACCACAGCGUCGGUGCCAAAACUACUGAUAAGGGCCCUCUUCAGCCAUUCACUAAUUUUACCGGAUUAAUUGGCUUCAACGAGGUGAUGUUGAAAAUGAAAGAUGGUGGCUUGACCAUGGAGGAGGACAAGGAUGCUGGCUCAGUUUACUUUUAUAAGGAUGACCUAUGGAUUACCGCUGAGGUCGAGGCCACCAUUAAGGCUAAGACCAAUUGGGCCACGACUGAGGGUUUCGGAGGGGUCACCGUUAGGGCCAUAAAUAACGACGACUUUAACGGUUACGUAACGACUAAGAAACACCCCCUCCUCACCGCUGUCAACGAGGGGCUCAACAAAAACUAACUGGGUGUUUAUUUUAAAAUAAAGGACAUAGCUACAAAAUUUAAGACGAUUCAAAGUUAUUGAUUUUAAUUGAGUAAAAUUUUUAAAAUUUCAUGUUUAAUGUAAAAUAAAAUUAUUUGCGAAUAAAAAUUGCAUUUAAAUCAACUAUAUA